Messenger RNA from Calidris pugnax (ruff), 2877 nucleotides. It is a transcript of the gene FDX1, whose product is annotated as ferredoxin 1. Gene Ontology annotation, biological process: P450-containing electron transport chain; positive regulation of oxidoreductase activity. NCBI's taxonomy places the organism in Eukaryota, Metazoa, Chordata, Aves, Charadriiformes, Scolopacidae. The record is from RefSeq and is a predicted model, not a curated record. Bases 78 to 494 code for a protein of 138 amino acids. The transcript is spliced from 4 exons. Gene Ontology annotation, molecular function: 2 iron, 2 sulfur cluster binding. Gene Ontology annotation, cellular component: mitochondrion.
UCGCGCCGGAGGCGUAAGCGGUGGGACUUUGCCCCGGUGCCGGCGCGGAAGCCGCGCGCUCCCGUCCUGCCGCCGCCAUGGCCGCCCCGGGGCCGGCCCGGCUCCUCCGGGCCGCCGCUGCUUCCUCAGAAGAUAAAAUAACUGUUCAUUUCAUAAACCGUGAUGGUGACAAACUAACAGCCAAAGGAAAGCCUGGGGAUUCACUGCUGGAUGUUGUUGUUGAUAAUAAUCUAGACAUAGAUGGCUUUGGUGCAUGUGAAGGAACUCUAGCCUGUUCAACUUGUCAUUUGAUCUUUGAAGACCACAUAUUUGAGAAACUAGAUGCAAUUACUGAUGAAGAGAUGGACAUGCUGGACCUGGCCUAUGGCCUCACAGAAACCUCACGUUUAGGCUGCCAAAUCUGCUUGAAGAAAUCGAUGGAUAAUAUGACUGUUCGAGUACCAGAAGCUGUUGCCGAUGCUAGACAAUCAGUAGAUAUGAGUAAAAACUCCUAAAAGAAAGUAUCUUAGGGGUUUUAAAGAAGCUUAAUUAUUUUUAUAACUUAUUUUUAAAUGUGUAAUUAAAUAUGGAAACUUACAUAAUUGUGAGUUAUUUUAUAUGACUAUCAAUAUUAGAUUAAUGCUAUUUUAAUUUCUUUAUAGAACCUCCUAUAUUUUUACGCUUAAGAUGCAAUAAUACUUCUUAUAACUGAUAUUGGAUUAUAAACGUUAGCAAGUGUAUUACAGAUUUCAUAUAAUAUUAUUCUGCCAAAAUCCUUAAUGACAUUUGAAAACUGGAUCACUUCUGCAAGACUUCUCCUAAAUACCCCUGAGCAUUUCUAGGUUUUUGACCUGGAUAUGUUAGAGAACAAAACAAGACUGCAUGGGGUCUUUUUAAAGUGUUGUCAUUAAAGAUGGUGUGCUCAGAGCUAAUUUGCUUUUUCAGUAAGUAUGAUGCUUCCUCAGCAAAUAGUGGACUUUCAGGUUAGGGAUUUUCCAAACUUUGGAAUCUUAAUGAGAUGUGGCAAAUUUUGUAUUGCAAAAAUACUGUUAAAACCGUGAAAUCUGGGCCCGAUACAGAAUGUUGGCACCUGCAGCUUAAUUGCUGCCGUGCAUCUCUGUUGCCCAAAUAAAAGUCAAUAAACCUCAGUUGAACUGUAUUUACAUUUGACUACACCACAAAUACGGGGAUACCCGUGGCUUAGAAGAGUAAAGCCUUGGUGCUGUCUAAUGGGAGAGUGUGUGCACCUGAGGCAAUUGUAAAUUCUUGCUGUCUCUGAAGAUGUCCGAGUUGGGAUUCAAGAGGGCAAUGUUUGUCAAUGUUAAGAUUUGUUCUGAAAUCUUUGUGUCUCAGUUUUUCGGUUUUGAGCUUGUUCAGGAGGCAGUCUGGGGUUAGCUAGGGCAUUCAUCUUGAAGAGAAUCCUGCACCUUGCUCCCAGGAUCAUUUCAGUAAUGGUUGAUGUGAAAUGACCAAGUAUAUUUAAUCCAUAAAGACACACUAAAUCCCCAUGGUGGGAUAGCAGAGACUGAUGAUGAGCUUUCAGUUGGAUUUUGUUUUUAGUCUUUCUAAAGUAGACCAAAAUAAAAUAAUGUCUCUAAGACUCUUUAUUAUUCUUUCCAGUUUUUGUUGCCUAAAUAAUUAAAUGAAAUGGCUGUCACUAAUACAAUAGUUCUUACCUCUAUAAGGUUGUUUUAAUUUUUUCGCCUUGUUUUUAUGUAUAUAACCUGUUUGUUUAGACUUGAAUGAUCUACUGCAUUCAUUAAUGCCUUAUUUGAACUGGUGACAAUGACAUCUAGACUAUUUGAAUUCUCAUAUUUAUAGGAGAGGAAAAAAUAUUAUUUUUCCAGUGUCAAAUAUUGGGAUUAUUUUGAGCUUUAUAAAGGAAAAAAAAAAUCCCUCUUUGUUAUAAAAAGAAAUAUUUUCUAGAACUGUUGAAAAUAGAUCUAGUUCAGAUGCCUUGAUUUCCUCUCCCAAGAAACUACUCCUUUGUUUCACAGUGUUCCCUUUGGAUUUUCCACUAGAACAAGGUAUGCUUAAUGUGGUCAGGUAAUUUAAUCAUACAGGGUUUUCAAAAUACACUUCCUAUCUCAUAUAAUUCAAAAUAUGACUUCAGAGUUGACAUUUCCUGGCUUUGGAAAGACAGAGUGAGAUCAGGGAGAAUGGAAAUAAAUUGGGGAAAUGUUCUGAAGAUACUGCUGUCUUCCUCUUCAGCUGCUGUCUGACCAUAACUUAGGGGUUACCCUCCCACAGUCAGAUGCUAAGGUAAAUCAGUUCUGACUUUGUUUUGCCUUUGUCCUGAGUUCAUUUCUGUACAGUAAUUAUUAUUAAAUUUUGAACUUUUAUUUUUUAUGUGAGGCAGCUCUUUGGCUUCCAAGAGAGGGAACUCAGAUCAUAAUGAGAUGUACUGUGCAUUCUUACAUAGGAAAGAAAUCUGAGGUUUCGGUAUAGCUGUAGGGUUUGGGGGUAGAUGUUGGUAUUCCUUGGGUUUUGGUUUGGUUGGUGUUUUUUGUUUGUUUUACUUACAGCACCAGGCACUUCUCCUUGUGGGAAUCUCGAAGCGCUUAACACUGUUAAACAAAUGUGAAACAGCUCUCCUGUGACAGUUUUCUCUCUAAGCCAAGGUUGUUUCCUCGUGCAUUUCCUGUGGCAGGUUCUUGUUACAGAGACUUUGCCUCUCCCAUAGUGUGCCUGUGGAAAGAGCUAUUUAGCACAGCAAGGCAAAAAAGGACACUUCAAAGUUCAUUCUGAAUUCUAGAGGUAUCCCAUAUUGCAUGCAAAUGGAAAUCUCAGAAGGCGAAGGGACUGACAUGCAAUCCCCAAAAUGCACAGCUCAGAUACACGUGUCUCCUUAUUGUCAAGAUGAUUUGCCAAUAAAUCUUAUUUUAUACCACUUUCUGA